AUGAAGUCGCUUACAUUUAGUGUCCUACCAAAGUUCGAAAUCUUUGUGUUAUUAUGCAUCAUAAAUUCAAUUUACGGAAGAAUGUUUGGUGAAGAGGGAUAUUAUCCAGCCGGUUACUACGACAGCCAGCAAGUUCAAUACGAGAAAAUAAAAACUGCGCUUACAAAGCUGGAACACACCCCACAAUGGGUGAGUGAUUGGCCAGACCCAUCUAUUAGAAUGGGUCAGGUGUCAGGAGUAGCUAUAGACAACUCUGGCCAGGUGCUGGUAUUCCACCGGUCCCACAAUGUUUGGGAUGCAACUACUUUCAACAAUAGGGAUGUGUAUCAGGGUAUUGGUGAGAACGCUAUACCUGAACCAACUAUCUUGGUGCUCAAUGACACUGGAGAGCUUGUCGAUAUGUGGGGACAAAAUCUGUUCUACAUCCCGCAUGGUAUCACAGUGGACAAUGAAGGCAAUGUGUGGGUAACUGAUGUGGCUAUGCAUCAAGUCUUCAAGUUCACACCAGAUGAUAAAGUUAAGCCAAACAUGACGCUAGGAGAGAAGUUUAUACCGGGCAACGACGACAAGCAUUUCUGCAAGCCGAGUGCAGUUGCCGUUCUAGCCAAUGGUGACUUCUUCGUGGCGGAUGGAUACUGCAACCACAGGAUCCUCAAGUUUUCCCCAGAUGGCACUAUCAUUCUACAGUGGGGGAUAAGUCACGGCAACUCUCCGUUUGCGUUCAACGUGCCUCACGCGCUUACGCUAGCAGAGGACCGCGGCUUGGUCUGUGUAGCGGACAGGGAGCGAGGCAGGGUGGCCUGCUUCCGACAUGAUAAUGGAACCUAUGAGGGCAGCUUCAGCAGCUGGCUGAUGGGUGGACGACUGUUCAGCGUCGCUUAUGCUCCAGUUCAUGGUGGUCGCCUCUACAUAGUGAACGGACCAAACAGCUUACCAACGCCAGUGCCAGUUCGAGGCUUCGUGAUCGACUUCUCCACCGGCCGUCUCAUACAAACUUUUGCUCCUGACGAGGGUUUGAGAAACCCACACGACGUCGUUGUCUCAGCGGACGGCUCAAAGGUCUACGUAGCAGAAUUAAAUCCCUUCAGAGUGUAUAAGUUUGUGGAUGAAGCAUUAAAAAAUGAAAGUCGGUUGGAGAAGAAUGUGACGUCAUCGCAUGUGAAACCCACUGCUACUGUCGAGGUAGUGGGCAGCGUGGGGGCGGGCGGGGGCGCGUGGGAGUGGUGGAGCGGCGCGCUCGGGGGCGCGGGGGGCGCCGCCGCCGCCGCGCUGCUCGCACUCGCCGCGCUCGCCCUGCUGCGCGCCAGGAACACGGGUCGGAAAGGUGUGACCCGUCGUCGUUGGGAGUAUGGACACGGUGAGUUCAAGCUGCGUCGCCUUCUGGAGCGGCGGCGGUUCACGCGGGUACAUUCUGACGACUCGGACGAGGAGCCCGCGCCAAUGUUGCCACAAACAUUGCCCGCCAACGCAUGA
This is a messenger RNA of Spodoptera littoralis (African cotton leafworm), 1473 nucleotides long. NCBI's taxonomy places the organism in Eukaryota, Metazoa, Arthropoda, Insecta, Lepidoptera, Noctuidae. The record is from the annotation of a GenBank genome assembly.